UAUUGUAUUUCCUGUGCACACAUAUGCAAAAAUGCCAUCCAUUCAUCCCAGUGCAAUGCCCUAUCUACCUAUCCAAUCCCAAUCCACCUGAGCGAGAGAGAGAGAAAGGGUCUCCUCCUCAACAUCAACAAUGGCGGUCGCAACCUCCUUCGCCACACUCGCCAUCGCGCGGCCGGCGGCGGAGCGGGCCCUCCUCGCCUCCAAAACCCCCUCGCCGCUCCUCUCCAUCCGCACCGGCACCGGCACCGCACGCCUCCCCUCAUCGGCCGUCUUUGGAGGUUUCACUCCUGCGCUUUCCGCUGCUCACAGCCGCGCGCGCUUCGUCUCCUCCGCCACCGCUGACCCCAAGGAAGUGGACCUCCAGUCCAAAAUCACAAACAAGGUGUACUUUGACAUAAGCAUCGGAAACCCUGUUGGGAAGAACGUUGGGAGGGUCGUUAUUGGCCUAUACGGGGAUGAUGUUCCCCAGACCGCAGAGAACUUCCGUGCUCUUUGCACUGGAGAAAAAGGGUUUGGUUACAAGGGGUCCAGUUUCCACCGUGUCAUUAAGGACUUCAUGAUUCAGGGAGGAGACUUUGACAAGGGCAACGGUACUGGAGGGAAAAGCAUAUAUGGCCGGACCUUCAAAGACGAGAACUUCAAAUUGGUUCAUACUGGACCUGGAGUGGUCAGCAUGGCCAAUGCUGGGCCAAACACCAAUGGCAGCCAGUUCUUCAUCUGCACUGUCAAGACACCUUGGUUGGAUGGGAGGCACGUCGUGUUUGGGCAGGUUAUUGAAGGCAUGGACAUCGUUAAGAUGAUCGAAUCGCAGGAGACUGACAGAGGGGACCGCCCGAAGAAGAAGGUGGUCAUCAGUGAGUGUGGGGAGCUUCCAGUGGUCUAAUAGGUGCCAGAGGGCUAAUCUUCUUCCCCCGGAGACUUUGCUGUUUUUGGUUUCAUAGUAAGCUGUGAACUUAUCGCAUGUUCUCCGCGCAGUCAGAGAUCAUGCUGAGUUGAGGCCAAGAUUUCUAAGUUGAGAAGAAUCCUCUAUUGUUCGGCUGGAAUAAAACGUUCUUACCUGUCGAGGGUCAGGAAAUAAUGUUGUGGUUCAUGAAAGAUCAAAUGUCUGUCUUUUCGUGCAUACGCAGACUAAAGUUACUCCUUUCCCAAUA
Messenger RNA from Oryza sativa Japonica Group (Japanese rice), 1151 nucleotides. Its product is annotated as photosynthetic NDH subunit of lumenal location 5, chloroplastic. NCBI's taxonomy places the organism in Eukaryota, Viridiplantae, Streptophyta, Magnoliopsida, Poales, Poaceae. The record is from RefSeq and is a predicted model, not a curated record. Gene Ontology annotation, molecular function: peptidyl-prolyl cis-trans isomerase activity. Gene Ontology annotation, biological process: protein folding; protein peptidyl-prolyl isomerization.